Polyodon spathula (Mississippi paddlefish) is the source of this 972-nucleotide messenger RNA. RefSeq lists its product as uncharacterized. Gene Ontology annotation, cellular component: membrane. The transcript has 13 exons. Lineage: Eukaryota; Metazoa; Chordata; Actinopteri; Acipenseriformes; Polyodontidae. Gene Ontology annotation, biological process: signal transduction. The record is from RefSeq and is a predicted model, not a curated record. Bases 176 to 847 code for a protein of 223 amino acids.
AACUAUUUAAAAAUAAAACUACUUUGUUGACCUAAGCAAUUAAAGACUAAACGAAUUAAUGAAUUAAUUAACUAAUUAAAAGCUUCAUUUCAGGAUUCUUUUUUUUUUUAGCGUAUGGAAAUUUUUGUAAAAAAUUUACCGGAAAACAGAAUCAAGCACAUUUUCAGCAGAAAAGAUGUCUCCCCCAUUGCUUGUGUCUAUGCUGUGGUCUCUCUUCUUGUUGCUGCCACUAGUCCUGCUCUCCACGCUGUGCAGUUACUGCAGACAACAACGACGGAUUCAGCAGUCAGUGGAAGAUUAUGAAAUCAAACCCCAGAACUACAAUAACCCUGGUGGAGGAUUUACUGUGAUCCGACCAAACUAUGCCCCUCCCGGGAUCCUCCCAGUUCGCUCAGUCACGUCUCCCACUCACUUCCUGUCCAUUCCAUCCCCCCAUCCAGCAGAGAGCCGUCGGAGUUCCUUCGCAAAAACAGAUGAUGACGAAAGUGCGCCGAGCUACGAAAAUCAAGAUCAAAACCUGGACAGCGAUUACGUCAACGAAGACAAUGAGGAGCAGGAAAGACCAGGAGAGGGAUACAUUGUCGUACUGCCAGACCCCCCGGCCCCACCCACAUCCACAGAGCCACACCCACAGACAGACGGCCCCACAUCCAACCGGAGCUCAGUUACAGAAGAAUACGUCAAUGUGCCCGAUGACUCAAGUGAUAGAAUUGAUUCUAAUAGUGGAGACUACGUCAAUCUGAAUGAAGAAGACAUUUCCAGUAUCUCACAUGUGCUCCAGGUCGACUAUCACAAUGACAGCGAGGACGAUGGACCAGACUAUGUGAAUGCACCAGAGAGAGCUUAGCAACAGACUUUGAACCUGAGAUACCAGCAGCUGCUCAAAUGGAUGAAAGUCCAGAUAAACUGCUGGAAACAACUGAACAAAUUAUGUGCACAAAUAUAAUGAGAGGAGAGAGGGAAGAGAGAGAG